Balearica regulorum gibbericeps (East African grey crowned-crane) is the source of this 1301-nucleotide messenger RNA. RefSeq names its product prostatic acid phosphatase-like. Gene Ontology annotation, biological process: dephosphorylation. Lineage: Eukaryota; Metazoa; Chordata; Aves; Gruiformes; Gruidae. Gene Ontology annotation, cellular component: plasma membrane. Gene Ontology annotation, molecular function: phosphatase activity. The record is from RefSeq and is a predicted model, not a curated record.
CACUAACCCAAGAAGGGAAAAAAGGGAGGAGGAGGCAAGACCACCGCCCACUUUUGGACUUCACUGAGCACAGCCAACUCCUCCCCUCUUAGCCACAUAUCUACUCUAUCACCAGAUCCAGCCAGGGACCUUGGUGUGCAAAAUACCUGAAAUAAUAGCUGAAAGUUACUUUCAGGAUGAGAGCAAGGCAGCUGGCAUGUGGAAUCUGGAGUCUUUGUUUCAUGUUCUGCCUUUUCUGUAUCUUUCUUCACCAAACCACAGCAAAAAGAAAACUGAAGUUUGUGUCCAUAGUAUUUCGCCAUGGUGAUCAUACCCCACAGGAGUUUUUUCCAACUGACAAGCACAAAGAAAUUGCAAAGCAGCAGGGAUAUGGACAGCUUACCAAGCUUGGCAUACAGCAACAGUAUGAGCUUGGCCAGUACAUGCGGAGGAGAUACUCUUAUUUCCUGAAUGUUGUAUACAAGCAGUGUGAGAUUUAUGUUCAAAGCACUGACUGUGAUCACACGCUUAUGAGUGCUCAGGCCAGUCUUGCCGGGCUGUACCCACCGACACAGGGCCAGAUUUGGAACCCCAAAAUCCUUUGGCAGCCAAUUCCAGUUCACACUGUACCACUUUCACAUGAUAAUUUGCUAUACUUACCUUUCUCACACUGCCCAAAAUACAAUGAGCUUCUAAGAGAAACCUUUGCGACAAGGGAUUUCCAAAGGCAGCUCAAGCAGUACAGGCCAUUUCUGAAGUUUUUAGCCACUCAUACAGGAUACCCAUUGAAGAAGUUGAACACUGAAAGAAUUUGGAAGCUCUCUGACACUUUGCAAUAUGAGGAUAUUAACAAUUACACUUUACCUGUUUGGGCCACUCAUGGUGUCAGGACCAAGCUGAUAAAGCUCUCAGAAUUGUUAAUACAAGCGGAAUUCGGGUUCCACAAACAACCACAAAAAUCACGUUUGCAGGGAGGUAUUCUUUUAAAAAAUAUUCUAAAGCAUAUCUCAGAUGCUAGAAAGCCUUCACACCAGCAAAAAAUGGUUAUGUAUUCUGCGCAUGCAGCCACCAUUGUUGCCUUACAGAUGGCACUCAAUGUCUUCAGUGGGAAAUUGCCUCCUUACAGUGCCUGUCAUUUUUUUGAACUUUACCAGGAAAAAAAUGGGCAAUACACCAUAGAGAUGUACUAUCGGAAUAAUUCUUUGAGAGAUCCUCACCCCCUCACUCUCCCUGGCUGCAAAUUUCGCUGUCCACUGGAGAGAUUUACUCAGUUGGUCUCCCCAGUCCUAGUACACUACUGGACAAGAGAAUGUAGGAUGUAG